GUUGUGAAGUUUGCCUGAAAACGUAAUUGUUUGUUUAUAAGUUGUUAACUGAUCAAUACGUAAGAUCUGUAAGGUAUGAUUGCUCUCGUAUCUAAUAGGUCAAAUGAUUUUUGAAAAUUUGUGUGUAUUUCAGUGGUUAAUACGGGUAAUGAUUGCUACUGAACUGAACCAGUGGUUAACUUGUUACGUUUAUUAGAAUUCUCAAAACUAAAAGAAUUAGAAAAAAAGGUCUUAAUUUAUCUGAUUUUGGCCUUUAAUUGACUGAGGUUGAAGAAGAGGUGUAUUUGGAGGUGUUAUAUACAAGAAAAUCACAAGUUCUUGAAGUAUGCUGUUUGCACACCAACUGUUUGACAAAAUGUUUCUUAUAAAGGGUUCAACCAAAUUUUCAAGAGGUGCGAUCGGGAUUUUAGCCUAUAAAAUACACUAAAAAAAAUCUUUUUAAGGGGGCGCCCACCCAUACACUUGGGUCCGCCCCUGCAACCACGUAUAUGAUAUCUUAUACAGUAACUCAAGUUUUGGCAGAAUUGUUAUUAUUUGAUUUUGAAUUUAUUUCCCUUUUUGAAAAAGAACCAAAAUGCUUCUAUAGAUUCAGUAGAAUUUAAGUUCGAAAACGAGUUUUUAAGAGAUAUCCCAGAAAUGGACAACACAGACAGGAAGAUAUUGUAUGAAGCUGCUGUUGAAGGGUGGUGGUGGAAAGCAAAAUACAUAUUGAAAAUCCAUAAAAGUGCAGCCACAGUGGCAAUCAAUGAAAAUGCUGACACGAUCCUUCACGUAGCAGUUGAAAUGGGGCAGAACUAUUUCGUAGAAAAACUGGUGGGUCGAACAGCCCUACACAUUGCGGCAAUGGUUGGUAAUAUGCACGCAGCCCAACUCUUGGUUCAGAAGAGGAACGAGGAGCUGGUGGUGAUUCUAGAUAGCAAGGAAGAGUCACCAUUGGAUAUUGCUUAUGCCAAUAAGAAGAUCAAUACACAUACAUAUUUCUUGAAAUGCCCUGAUCUAAGCCUUUCUUCAGAUAAGUGUCAGGAAAAUGCUAUAUUGGCUGCUAUUUUAGUAAAAAAAUAUGGUGAGUAGCUAGUUAGUACUAGGGGUGGUAAUCGUGUUGGGGUUGACGGUUGUAAAUGGGUUGGAUUUUAGUUUCAGGUUCGGGUCAUGUAAAGAAUCACGUACCACUCCUAGCUAGUUAUUACAUCGUUUUAUGGUAAUUUAAUGGGACAAUAGUCGAA
Messenger RNA from Helianthus annuus (common sunflower), 1223 nucleotides. RefSeq lists its product as uncharacterized. The coding region runs from base 637 to 1071 and encodes 144 amino acids. The record is from RefSeq and is a predicted model, not a curated record. Lineage: Eukaryota; Viridiplantae; Streptophyta; Magnoliopsida; Asterales; Asteraceae. The transcript has 2 exons. Gene Ontology annotation, molecular function: protein binding.